GCCUAAAGCAGGUGAUCUGAUAAUCUGCGAUAGAUUUAAGCACCCUCCUGGGAAGGGAACAUAUCUUUUCUGGCAGAGGUCUUCAAGCAGAAAUAGCUGUGCUCUGUUAGUCUUCAGGAUUUUACCGACAGCCACGCAUUUGCGAUCAUUUCACACCACAUUGCAGAAGAAGCUUCAGAAUGUCUGAAUCCACAUCUAUGGAGUUUAGCGGGACGCAUCAAGCCUUCCGGGACCGCUGGGCGAAGACUGAUGAUGAGAUGUGCAAGCACAGUAUGUCUUUUCAUCUUCACAACACCUUGAGGCAGGAGUUCUUCGCCAGCUACCUGUACCUUCUGGAGCAGAUUCCUCUGGUGAAACUCUAUGCGGUGACUUGCGAGUACAUUAAAGGGGAGAAGCAGUUUUACUACAGGGCACAGAACUUCUACAAGGACGUCCCGCCGUCAGAAGAGGGCAUGAUGGGAGAUUUCGUGGAGAUAUCCGAGAUUGACCUAGAGGGCUCAAGGAAGUUCCUGAAGAAAUUUGUUGGUCCAGGAAAGGCGGGCACCAAGCGUGCGUUAGACUGUGGCUGUGGAAUUGGACGAGUGUCUAAAGGGGUCCUGUUUCCUGUGUUUGAAACCAUGGAGAUGCUCGACAUGAUGGAAGACUUCAUCCUUCACGCUCAUGAAUGUUACCUUGGAGAUGAUGCAGACCGGGUGGAAGCCUACUACCUUUACAAUCUGCAAGAAUUUAUCCCACCUCCAAAAAGAUAUGAUGUCAUCUGGAUGCAGUGGAUAGCAUGUCAUCUUACUGAUAAAGACCUGAUGGAGUCUUUAGUUCGUGCUAAAGAGAGUCUGAAGCCUAAUGGUGUGAUCAUCAUUAAAGAUAACAUGGCACGACAGGGGUGCAAGCUGGAUCCUAUCGACGGCAGCAUUAUUCGUCAUUUGGACAUCAUGAAGAGUAUCAUUCAGAAAGCAGGUCUCACCAUAUUGGACGUGGAGAAACAGGAAGGGUUUCCUGAGGCCAUCGUACCUGUAUGGAUGAUUGCCAUGAGCUGACCCUAUGAAUGAAAGAGGUGAUUAAGUUCGUUUUGACGUUUUUUGGAUGCACUUCUUUAAAGUAUACAUUCUAUUGUAAAAAUGCAUAGGAUGUUUAAUUCCAUUGAGCUUCCAUUUGCCAGCUUAUAUGUAAAAGGGUAUUAUUAACUGAUUUUCAAUGUGUUCGGAUCAUUGUUAUUUGAAAAUGAUUUUCCAUUGUUUUAUUUUGGCAAGAACGAAAAUGUGUAACAUAUCUCUGCUGUCCUUUUGAAACCUUGUUUCUCCAUAUUUCAUGAUCUUUAUUUUUUACCAUAAAUUGACCAUUAUUGUUAGUCACCCUUUAUAUUUGUCAAUGGGUUUUGCAAAUAUCAAAC
Triplophysa dalaica is the source of this 1387-nucleotide messenger RNA. RefSeq names its product N-terminal Xaa-Pro-Lys N-methyltransferase (gene ntmt2). The transcript has 4 exons. Bases 180 to 1034 code for a protein of 284 amino acids. Gene Ontology annotation, cellular component: cytoplasm. Gene Ontology annotation, biological process: N-terminal protein amino acid methylation. The record is from RefSeq and is a predicted model, not a curated record. Gene Ontology annotation, molecular function: N-terminal protein N-methyltransferase activity. NCBI's taxonomy places the organism in Eukaryota, Metazoa, Chordata, Actinopteri, Cypriniformes, Nemacheilidae.